UUGCUGUGCGCCGUUGCUUUGACAGUGUUAUAUUAACCUCCGGCAGAGUGCAGUCAUACUCUUUCUCUUCAUAAAUUUCUCUUCCAUGCUCGACAGAAUUUUACACGGAACCCAUGUGUUGACGAGCACGCGAAAGCGUUUGGAAAGUUCGUAACACGUCGGAAGACAAAUUGUUUAAAGAAACUCAAUUUUGAAUCGCAAAAAUUCCCGGGACUGAGAUAAAUUCGCGACGCUCAUAAAUAUUGAGACAUUCUACGAAUUUGUGCAACGUGUUGUGCGCGAUAAAGCUUAUCGUUACGAGGCAACUUGAGACCUUUCGCAGAGAACGAUCGUUUUUUCAAAAAGGGACCGAGGGGUUGCUGAAGAACCGGAAGUGGCUCUAAACGAGCGAAGGGUGAACAAUGUCGACACUGCAGAACGGCUUCCCUUGAAACUCUUGGGUUCUUCAAGAUAAUAAUUUGGCCGGUUGAGUCAUGCUUUGUCUUCUUGUGCACCGUCAAAAGAUGCCUUUCAUUUUAUAAAUAAUAUCCACUGAAAGAAACUCUCAGACUGAAGAUGGGCAAGCUUUUGAGUCUCCUGGCUCGAGAUGAGUCUACCUGUUGCACGCCUCAAAAAUACGAUGUCUUUUUGGAUUUUGAAAACGCACAACCUUCUGACAUAGAACGAGAGACUUUUGAAGCGGUGCAAAGGGUUCUGAAAAAUUCAGAAUCCAUCUUGGAGGAGAUUCAAUGUUACAAAGGGGCUGGGAAAGAAAUCAGAGAAGCGAUUUCGGCGCCUACGGAAGAGUGUCAACGGAAAGCUUAUCUGACCGUUGCCCCUCUCGUCGCGAAGCUGAAAAGAUUCUAUGAAUUUUCAUUGGAACUCGAAAAAGUGGUACCAAAAAUCCUGGGUCAAUUGUGUUCAGGGAAUCUCUCUCCGACUCAGCACCUGGAGACUCAGCAGGCGUUGGUGAAACAAUUGGCGGAAAUAUUAGAAUUCGUCUUAAAGUUUGACGAGCACAAGAUGAAGACUCCAGCUAUUCAGAAUGAUUUUAGUUACUAUCGGAGGACUCUGACAAGAGCAUCCCUGGCGCGACAGGGUAACGCUGAAAAGGACCUCGUGGUCGGGAAUGAGCUCGCUAACCGAAUGUCCUUGUUUUACGCCCACGCAACACCCAUGCUUCGCGUUCUGAGUCACGCGACCAUUACUUUUUUGAUGGAUAAUGAAGAUGUAGCUCGUGAAAACAUUACCGAAACACUUGGUACCAUGGCCAAGGUUUGCUUGCGCAUGUUAGAAAAUCCGAAUCUUCUGGCGCAGUUUCAACGAGAGGAGACUCAACUCUUUGUUCUGAGAGUGAUGGUAGGGUUAGUAAUCCUUUAUGAUCAUGUUCAUCCUCAAGGUGCCUUUGUUAAGGGUUCGAAUGUCGAUGUUAAAGGCUGUGUAAAACUACUAAAGGAACAACCACCCUGCAAAAGCGAAGGUCUGCUAAACGCUCUUCGUUACACCACCAAGCAUUUGAACGAAGAGAACACACCGAAAAAUAUCAAGAACCUGCUAGCCGCAUGAUUACCAAAACAGCGCGGCUGCUGUAUCAGAAGUUGAGACAGUUGGCUGUUGAUAUCCUAGAACCAGAGCAAUGAGCGAUACAUCCAUGUUGUAGCGCCACGAGGAUGCUGAAGAUGUUCUCACGUUUAACGUGAUCCAAGUAACCUGUUCCUGAUCGUGGCUGGGUGGUGGACCACAGAAGUGUCUUUCUUAUCGAGUCUAUGAUAGCUGUCCGAAAACUGCCGACUUUUCAACAACAACUUUGACAAAUCUGAAGGUAGAAAACCGAACGAGACGAUUUUUAAUCGCACAGUGGGCCAGGAACUGAUCGUGACCAUAUUCUGAGACAUGUUAUCAAUUAUGCUACACAUAUUUGUCUCAUAAUUUGACACAUUUGAUACCUUUAGAGAAAUGUUUCUAGGGUUAACAAAUCUUAUUCUGUUCAUAAUUAUUUUUCAUUCUUGAAAGUGACAGCAGAUUUGUUGCUAAUAUAUUUACAUAUAUUUUUGUCUAGAUUGUUUUUGAUCGGUAGCAAGUAUUAAAAAUUUGAAAUUCAGAUUGGUGAAUGGAGUAUAUGAAAAUUUUGUGGUCUCUUUAUUGUUUAGUAUUGCACUGAUAUAAAUAGUUUAUGGAUUUUUAAUAAAUCUAUUGGUGUAUUAUGCAUAAGUAAUUUUAAAUAUUGUAACAUAGGUUAAACAUUCAUAUCUAAAUUAAUAUUUGGUCCUGAGACUCCAUGAAAAGGAAUAUUUUGAAGGAAAUCAUGUUAGCAAAUAUGAAGCUUGAAAACCGAUCUAGUAGUUUCAGUAUUAAAAUAAUUUUUUUCAGUAUUGAAAUCUGACUGAUUUAGUAAUUUUAAUAUUAAAAUCAAAAAAAUCAUUCUGAUCAUGAAAAUUGACAAUUUAUUAUGACGAGUAGAAUGAAUGUUAGAUAUUUUAAAAUUUGUCCUAAAUAACAUUGAAAGAGACCAUUUUGUUUAUGUUGCAUUAUGUUAAAAUGAAGUUUCAUAAAUUACAUAUCAUCAAUGUCAAAUAAAUGAACAGUAUCCAUUAUUAUUAGUUUCCAGUAUUUCAGAUAGUUAUAAAUAAUAAAUUUCCUUUUCCGAAGAAUUAUUUGUUCUAAAGGAGGUUGUGUACGAUUUUAAAGGAAUUAUUAUAUAUUGAUAAUAUGAAACACAGUAUAGCAUGAUUAAAAGAAGUUUAACAAAACUAUGUUAAAGUAAAAAUAUAUCUGAUGUUGAAUUAGAGAUUAAAAUAUUGUACCAAGUUUAUCAAUGAUUUUAAUAGUAAAAUUAAUGUUUGCUUAUUAAUUUAUUAAUUUUUGUUUAUCUAACAAUUUGUAACAGUUUAUAUAACAAUUUAUUGUAUAUUAUUAACGAUUUCAUUAACUAUUACUAAUUUAUCUUUGUUCAUCUUAGUACCUCAAAAUUAAAAAUCCACUCUUCCUAAGUGUUAAAAGCGUCGAAUACAAAAUGACUUUUUUUAAACGUUAUUUAUUAACUUGUUUAAAAAAACGGACAAAAACAAGCAUGUACAAUAAAAUAUAAAGCAUGAGCUACACAUUGAGUUACUACAGGCUAUUACUGUUUUAAACAUCGUGAUUGAAAAAGGAAAGUAAUAUUUUAACAUUAAAUAGUAAAAUAACCAAAUUUUGAUUUUUAUGAAACUUUGUUGUGAUAUGCUUAUAAAUAUUAAGGUGGUUAUGUUUUUUUUUUUCAAUAAAAAAAAAUAUCGUUGUUGCAUUAUAAUUAAAAAUGUACUGUGUAUGUCUGCCAAAUUGUCAUACAAAUCAAUGAAGUCAUUCAAUAUCACUCCCCGUUACCAACUUACCAGACACACACAAUACCUCCAGUAAAUGUUUAUUCUGUACUGCACAUGUUAAGCGCUAUUUUCAAUGCGGUUUAUUGCAAUCUUGAACGCAGUUCAUUGCAAUUUUAAAUGCACAUUUCAAACGCAGUUAAUUGCAAUUUUGAAUGCAGUUCAUUGCAAUUUUAAAUGCACAUUUCAAACACAGUUAACUGUAAUUUCGGAUGCAUUUUUCUGCAAUUUCGAAUGCAGUUUUCUGCAAUUUUGAAUGCACAUUUCAAACACAGUUAAUUAAGAUUUUAAAUUGACACAAAUGCAGUUAAUUGCAAUUUUAAAUAUAAAUUUUCAUCAUCUCUAUCAAUUACCUAUAUUUUUUAUACAGUUAAUUUUGUAUUUUAAACAAAUUUUAAAGAUACUACAUUAACCACCUUAAAUAAAAUUUGCAAGUAAAUUAACAAAUCCUGCAUAGCGUAGCAAAUCACAUUCGAGACAACCUCAACUUUAUAAGACUGCAUUUAUUUAUUAAAUCAUUUUGUACCUCGUUUAUAAAUUAAUUAUUGCUUUUUGAUUUUCUGUUUUGGCCACGAAAUCUCUCGGCCCACUGUGCAUCGGAGGAAUUGCUGUACGCGUUUAUUGACGUUACGAAAACAUUUGAACAUUAUUAUUAGUCACCACUUUCAUUAUCAUCGCUAUGAUUACGAUUCUUCAUGUUCAUUCAAGUAUUAUCCUAAUAUCACCGUGUCUUCCCGAAGCGGGGGAUCGAGUUGAUUACAGCAUAUCAGUAAGGUAUUUAGGAUAAUUUUUAUUGUGGACAUUCGAGAGCGUUACGAUUAAAAUAACGUAAGGUUUUUUUUUGUUGAACGAAGAGAUUUCUUUGUUGAAAGCGUCGAUUAUAAAGAGGAUAUUUAUGGAAAAUUGCGAUCUUUACUUCGUUAUGAAUUAUCUCUACUUCGUUCUGUUAAUGCGAAUGAAUUUUAUGUCUGUUUCGACUGCAAUUGAGCUCUUCCAUAAAAAUUAACCCUCAAACACUAUCGUUAUUUUGACCCGUUUACUCGAGGAUUUGAAUGCUGAAACAUACAGAAAAUUUAAGAUAUCUUUUAACGAGCGAUAUAUUUUUUGCAUGAUCUUUGCAAAUCUUUUGUAUUUUGCAUAUUUUAUUUCUGUAACUGGGUCAAGCCACAAUUUUACGAGGGUUAACUUCCUUUUUUCAAUAUAUUUUAGUUGUACACAGCAUAAGUUUAUGGAAUAAUGUUCAUUUAAAAUUCGAAUUUACCGUUUUUCUUCUAAUUGCACUUACGAAGUCUACACGUUUCUGAAUGUAGUUUUUCUUGCAUCAAGAAUACCAAAUAUUACGCAAUUUUAUUAUUCAGUAAAUCGUCUCGUUUAUAAACUGUUUCGUUUACUGUUGUUAAAGUUUGAUAAUUGAGUAAUUAAAGUACUCUUUUUACAUGUUUUUAAAAAGUAAUCAUAGUUACCAAUACUGCCCACAAUAUAUCGAAAAUUUGUAUAAAUAUUUAUCGUUUCGUAUUUUGUAUUUGAAAACAGAUUUUCCAAAUCAUUCGCUAGUUGAAAAAUUCAAUUUUAUAUGACGUUGUUUUCAUACAAGUAGAAUCUUCUUGUUUGUAUUAUCUAAUAUAUUUAAUUAAAGACAAUUAUAUGAGACUCAUAAAAGAUAUUAAUAUUUUAUUCACUUUUGUAUAAACAUUUACUUUAUAAGAUUUAUUAAUAAGAUUUAUUGUUCUUUUGUUUAAAUUGUCUUCCUUUUUGCAUGCGUUUCAAACCUUUAUAUGUGUAUCGUGCACAAAUUUUUCACAGAUAGUAAUAAAUAUUCUUUCGGUGUUGAAGUUUGAAAGCACAGUCCUUUCCCAGAGAUUUUCCACGUCAAAGCAAUAAGAAAGGAAGCUCAAUUUUAAGUUCAAUUAUUUUGACAAUACUUGUACAAUAUUUAUAUUGCGUGUAGAAUUUAAAGGAUCACAACCGAUAUUAAUAAUAUUUAUAAGUAUUUCGAUUUGUAUAUUCCUUCGGACAAUCCUGUUAAGAACGGUUAAUCGAAAUUUUAUUUCGUUACUAACGGGGAAAGGAAAAAAUGUUGCACUAAAGAAUUCUAAUGUUUACUGUAAGGAAAAUGUUGCUGGUAUAGUUUACGAAAGUGUAACUGGUUUUCAUAAUCGCGUUAACAAUCAGAGCUCGAGGUUUGUUAGGAUUUCUUGUUUCUAAAGUUUUAACGACAUUCGUACAAAAAGAACAACGGAGAUGCGCAAAAGCUUCAC
Messenger RNA from Megachile rotundata (alfalfa leafcutting bee), 5596 nucleotides. Its product is annotated as CYFIP-related Rac1 interactor B. NCBI's taxonomy places the organism in Eukaryota, Metazoa, Arthropoda, Insecta, Hymenoptera, Megachilidae. Gene Ontology annotation, biological process: regulation of actin filament polymerization. The record is from RefSeq and is a predicted model, not a curated record. Gene Ontology annotation, molecular function: small GTPase binding.